Messenger RNA from Pectinophora gossypiella (pink bollworm), 1880 nucleotides. RefSeq lists its product as uncharacterized. The transcript has 2 exons. The coding region runs from base 87 to 1250 and encodes 387 amino acids. The record is from RefSeq and is a predicted model, not a curated record. Lineage: Eukaryota; Metazoa; Arthropoda; Insecta; Lepidoptera; Gelechiidae.
UGCAAUAGUUAUAAUAGCUAGGUAUUUUAAAAUAUUUUUCAUAAAGUCAGUAACAAUCUUCUGACACAAGCUCCUGGUGAUACAAAAUGAAAUUGGCUUGGAUUACACUUUUGCUCUUCGUCUACAAUGCUACAUCGAACCCUGCAUUGCAUAACAAAUUAAAAAUUAAACAAAUAUUAAAAAACAUCCGUCACCAUCAUUGGAUCGCCGAUAAAAAUGUUGCAAAUACAGAAAAAUACGAGAGAGAAGAUAUAACAUUGAUAAAAGAAGAUGGGGACAUAGAAUCAAACAAUCAACAAACUACUGGAACAAUUCAAGACAAUGAAGAAGGUAACGCAGAACACGAUAAAGAGGAAAAAAUCGUAAUGAAUAUCACUCCAAACGAUGUUAUUACUAUACGAGCUUUAACACGUGAAGAUAAUACUAACAAAGAAAACAUAAAAAACAAUUUGAAACAUGAUGAAAAAGCAACUUUUCUUGAUGGCAUAGCUAUAAAUAAUGAUGCUAAACUUAUUAACAGUUCUCCGUGUAUGAGAGGUAACGAGAAAGCUACUGUAAAAGUAUAUGAUAAUAUUAAUUUCGAUGCGAACUCGGUUACAACUGAUAUACAUUUAAAAAAUUAUGAUGACAUUGAAAACACAAAUAUCAUGGCUGCCAACAAUAAGCAGUAUAUAAAAGGCAACGUAACUGAAGAUGUUAAAAAUUCUGUUUUAAAUACAGACACGGUAACAACUGCAUCACAACCAGAAGUUGAUAAUACAACUGAAACUCAACACAUUUUCCGUUAUACGUAUAGAGUUGCAAAGUCACUAACAGAUAAGAAAAGGAAAGAUGGGAAUAUAAAUAAUCAUAAUAAGUCUACAGAUAAUACACAAAAAUCUAAUAAGACUAAGGAGACUGACAUAAAUAUGCAGACUCCUUACUUUGGUUGGAUAAAAGAAAAAAUAAGUAGACCAUUUAAUUGUUACGAUAAUCCUGAAAAAAAUAAGGCCGAAAUUGACAAUAAAACAGAAGUUAAAAAUACAACAGAAAUUGUAGAUAAAAGAGACAAAAAAACUAGAAUAUUUUUAUUUAAACUCAUUAUUUUGUUAGAUGAACUCCAAAACAGUACGAAUACAAAUGAAACCGCAGCCAACUCGGCAACUAAUUUCACGGACGACGCUGUUGAUGAAACAAGAACAGAAAACCUCAAAGAUAUAAUAAAUAACUUUAUAGACAUACAGAGCUUCAAAGAUAAAAUAGCCGCUUAAGCUCAAACAAUCCUUGUAAAUGAAGUUUUUGAUAAACUGAAGAAUAAUUAGGUACUUACAUAAUAAACAGUAUAUUGCAAAAGCACUCCAACAAAAUACAAACAGGCAAAAAUCGAUGAAAGUACAGCGAAUAUAAAUAAAAUAAAUACAGAAAACAAUCACGAAAAUAUAAUAUAGUCUCCUAAAUUCUACAUAAUAAUAUAAAAAUAAAAAUAUGACUGGCGGCGAGAGGGUGCUGUCGCCAAAGGAUGUUUUAGGACACCGAACUGAGCAUAGUACCCCGCUAGCCACAAGUUGGUAGUGUGACUAGGGAUCGACAGUCCAACGGUGUUAUGUUGGAUGUUGUAUAUACCCAUGCGUCUUGCUGUGUAAACUUCGAUAUCGCGUUUCACGACUGGUUGAAGACUGCACUAUUGAAUGUGGCGCCAUCUGUUGCCUGUGGGCGGAACUAGCUGGCCAACUAGUUGGGUCCGCCACAUGACCAUAGAAAAAGAAUUAUACGCGACGUAAACCAGAUAUUGGCCACGAUUCCUGCAGACACAUCCUAAUUAUACCUGUCAUUUUGCGACGACAGUGGCGGUGGCCAGCGAUUGUACUAUAUAACAUAAAAAUACAACAAUACCGUCACUA